AUGGAGACCUGUCGCGAGGCUGUUGACACUAGCAUUAGUCGUGCGGCGCGCGGCGCCCGUGGGUGUUGGGGGUCCGUCUGUUUAGGCGUUACCAUAGCUCCAUUCUGCAAGGGCAAGUGUCAAGGCUCGCGUCGGGCCCAGUCAGUGCCUCCACCGAACUAUUGGGACGUGCUGGUUGCUGAAGGGGCUCGCCCAAGCGCAGCCAGAUGGGCCAGGUCAUCGCUUAAGCUAUCAUCGACAGUCGAUCAUCAGGUCCGCACUCGAAGCGACGAGCUUGAUGUUCACCUCACCGGCUAA
This is a messenger RNA of Colletotrichum siamense, 297 nucleotides long. RefSeq lists its product as uncharacterized. The transcript is spliced from 2 exons. NCBI's taxonomy places the organism in Eukaryota, Fungi, Ascomycota, Sordariomycetes, Glomerellales, Glomerellaceae. The record is from RefSeq and is a predicted model, not a curated record. Bases 1 to 297 code for a protein of 98 amino acids.